AUGAAAUUUGCCAAGGAGCUGGCCAGAGAUGCCAUUCCUGAGUGGUAUCCUCACUAUCUGAAUUACAAGAUCGCCAAGAAGAAGAUUAAAGCCGUCAAGAAGGCAUACCGAAAUAUUCCAUCCCGCAAUGGCAACACCCCAGGCUCUUCCAUCCGGGAUGGCCCUGUGCGUGCUUUUCUCUCCAAAACUCGACGGAACACAGAAGCGCCUUCAGCCAGUCUCGCUGCAGCAGAACGUCGGUCUGCUCGAGACGCCGCAAAAGUCCAUGAGCGUAGUCGACUCCAGCAGCAGGAUCGAUCACAACAGCAGCCAGAGCGGCAACGUAUGUCCAGCUAUGGCUCGAUAAUUGGCAGUCCGCCGCACAGUCCUGCCUUGACACGCAAGAACCAAGGGGCGCCAUCACUUGAACUACCUGGGCCGGCAGUUGAGCCAGAGGAUGAAUCAGACGAAGUUGUUAGCCCGGGGACCAAGUCUAGUCAAUUCGCCCACGUUGGGGAUGCUUAUCAGAUCAGGAGACCCGUAGACGAGCCAAAUAAUGUCGCUCGGAUGCCUGCUCUCCAGCCGCAACGUACAACAUCAACUUCUUCGGCAACAUUCAGACGUCUGUUCUCCACGGCCAACGGGCGAGAUGCCAUGCCAAAAGACGUGGCACUGGAAGCUUACCGGGAAGUGGACUUUAGGCAGGCAGAGUUCUUCCAUUUCCUUGAUCUUGAGUUAGAAAAGGUCAGCAGUUUCUACCGCGACAAAGAGGAAGAGGCGUGCAAGCGCCUGGCUGCUAUUCGUGAGCAGCUGCAUCUCAUGCGAGAAGCCCGAUUGGAGGAGUUACUGGAAGCUCAGUCGAAGCACGCCCACAAACCAGCUUUCGAGGUGCCUGUUGACAAACCUUCCAAGGACGGUGUCAAUGGUGACGUGCAGGAUAACACAGGUAGUAAAUGGUUGAACCCCAAGCAUCUUGUCACCCAUCCGAUCAAGAAGUCGCUGGACCUUGCUGGCGGAGCACUCGAUCACGUUCGAAAUGGACAGCCCGGGAAGACUUCUCAGGCUAUGGGCAAGCUAGGUACUCCUACAUUCGCAGGUCGAGCCAGCGCGGACUAUGAGGAGCGCCAACGGGGAGACUACGUUCGUAAGUACAAGGAUGUCUCAUACCGGAGUGCGAAGCGAAAGAUGAAGAAUGCGCUUGCCGAGUACUACCGUGGAUUGGAACUGGUAAAACGUUUCGGCGAGCUUAACCACACAGCGUUCCGGAAGACUUUAAAAAAGUACAACAAGCUCAUGAAAUCCGUCGGUGGCACCACAACCAACUACAUGGACGAACGUGUUUUGAAAUCCUAUUUCAUUAAGUCGCAGAAGAUUGACGAAUUGCUCGACACUACCGAGGAUCUCUACUCGCGAUAUUUUGAGAAGGGCAAUCGCAAAAUUGCCGCAAGUAAGCUUCGAUCUCGUCUGGGAAAGAACGGCGAAGACUGGUCGGGGGCACUGUUCCGGUCAGGUGCUCUGCUGGCUACAGGAGCCGCAUUCGCAAUCCAGGGCGUCGUCUACGCUUUCUUGAUGAUCUAUUCCUCUCAUCCAAGGAUCGAUCCCACAGACAUAUCAUACGCGCUGCAAAUCUAUGCUGGUUAUUUCCUGAUGGUUCUCCUGGCCAUCGAGGUCGUGCUGUGUUGUGGAUGGUUCAAGCACACCAAAGUUAACUAUGAAAUGAUCAUGGAGCUGGACCGGAGAUCGGCUUUGGACUGGAAGCAACUUCUGGAGGUGCCUUCUUGGCUCUUCUUCGUCUUUGGCCUGACGAUGUAUCUGAAUUUCAGCGUCGUGGCAGGCGGUUUCACCAUGUUCCAUUACUGGCCGGUCGUCCUCAUCGGUCUUUCAGCCGGGUUCCUGUUCGCUCCCGCACCUGUGUAUUACCCCAAAGCCCGUGCUUGGUUCCUGGAUGGAGUGGCUCGAAUGGCACUUUCGGUUACGAUGCUGCCUACCGUCAACUUUCGAGAGUUCUUUUUCGGCGAUCUAUUCUGCUCUUUGGCGUACUCCAUGGGCAACAUAGAGCUCUUCUUCUGCCUGUACGCCCGGGACUGGAACUCGCCAUCGCAAUGCAACUCCUCGCACAGUCGUCUGCUCGGUUUCUUUAGUGCUCUACCGGGCAUUUGGCGUGCCUUGCAGUGUUUAAAACGCUUCUGGGAUGAUUACCAAGCAAAACGCGAAUUCAUCGUCUUCCCAAACCUCGUCAACUUUGGGAAAUACUGCUUCACCAUUAUGCAAUACACGACUCUCUCCAUCUGGCGCAUCAACCCCAGCGAUGCAAGAUUGGGCGCUUUCAUCGCCAUGGCCAUUUGCAAUACCCUUUACUGCAUCACUUGGGACAUCGUCAUGGACUGGUCUCUCUUCGACUUGCAACACAGACUGCUCCGCAAGCACUUGGUGUACCGCAAAUACGAAUGGAUGUACUACAUUGCCAUGAUACUCGAUGUCCCCUUGCGAGCCAAUUGGAUGUUCUACGUCAUUUUCGCCAAAGACGCCCAGCAUUCUACCAUUGUCUCUUUCGCUAUCGGACUGUCUGAAGUUCUCCGAAGAGGAAUGUGGACUCUCUUCCGUGUGGAAAACGAACAGGCUGCCAAUAAUGCCAGGAGUCUCGCGAGUAAAGACAGACCUUUGCCGUACAAGAUUAUGCCUGGGGAGGAAACGGAUGGCGCCUCUGACGCUGUUACUCCGCCGGAUCCGGACGCGGCGAACGCGGCAGCAGAAGCGGCACAACAGGCAGAUCAGCACUCGCCUGCGUUGGAAAGACAGUCUCAGUCUCCUGCCAUGACUGCCUUACAGAGGGUCGGAAGCGUCAUGCGUGCCGCGCAUACAAGGGAUUAUGAGCGGAAGAACAAACCUGAAGAUCCAGGCUUGGAGGAUAUCGCGGAUGAUGACGACGACGACGAGGACAACGAUAGCGAUGAUGAGUAG
This is a messenger RNA of Lecanosticta acicola, 2940 nucleotides long. The record is from the annotation of a GenBank genome assembly. Lineage: Eukaryota; Fungi; Ascomycota; Dothideomycetes; Mycosphaerellales; Mycosphaerellaceae.